This is a messenger RNA of Xenia sp. Carnegie-2017, 4618 nucleotides long. Its product is annotated as DDB1- and CUL4-associated factor 1-like. Gene Ontology annotation, cellular component: nucleus; Cul4-RING E3 ubiquitin ligase complex. Gene Ontology annotation, molecular function: protein binding. Gene Ontology annotation, biological process: protein ubiquitination. The record is from RefSeq and is a predicted model, not a curated record. NCBI's taxonomy places the organism in Eukaryota, Metazoa, Cnidaria, Anthozoa, Malacalcyonacea, Xeniidae.
CCAGUCCCCCACAGUUUUCCAUCAAAUCAAGGCAAUACUUCAUUUAAUUUGACAUGAGGGGAGCAAUUGCCAAUACCGGUAUCACCAUUUACCUGCCGAUACUACUGAUAUUAAUAACGAAAGGCCGUACACUUGCAGCAGUACUUUUUGUUUAACGUUCAAAAUAUUAGGUAAGAAAUAUGUCAGUAGUCAGCGCCCUGGAUGCCAUUUCUGACGUUACAACUUUGUUGGAACAAUGGAAGGAAAAAGAACGUCUUCAUGAAAGUCCUAUUGAGACUCUUGAAAGAAUUGCUGAUGUUCUUGAAGAACAAUAUGAAGUGUUUUUAAAAUCUGAUCCAGACCCAUUUGAUGACAGAGGUCCAGCAUGCAGCAAUCCCGAAUCCACUUAUGCGCAUAUUUUAAAAUGUUUGAGUAAAAGUGAAGAUUUAGUGGACGUUUUAUUAAACACAUAUCUAAUGACUUCUCGUUGGGACUUCAAACUAUGUUCUGUUUCUUGUCGUCUUCUUUUUGAUAUCAUGUGUUGUCUGGAAAUGGAACAGAUAUAUCAAGAAACGGAAGGUUUUCUAUUAAGACUUUAUGACUGGGCAGAAAAUGGGAAAGAGCCAUUACGUUCCUAUUCAAUGGGACUUCUUGGUAUUGCUAUGGGUAUGGAGGAGUUUUCUUCGGCCCACAGAGAACAUAACGCUCAUUUGAUCCCCAUAGUGAUAAACCGUUUAAAGUCAGCAAAAGAUUUUAAAGAAAUAAAUCAAAAAGCUAUUGAUGAAUUUCCUAAACCGAAGACUGCUUCAAAAACCAAACCAAAAAUUGGAAGCAUUAAGAACAAAAAAGAUUUUGACAGUAGUGGAAGCCUAGCGGCAACUGAUGGAAAGUCCAGCUAUAACUUGACUAAGAGAGAAAACAAAAAAGUUGGUCGUCAGUUAAAGCCAUCGUCGUUUAAACUUUUCCCUCUUACACUUAACGCUCAAAUCAGACUGAUGUUACGUUAUCUUACUCCUCUAGGAGAAUAUCAAGAGUUUCUACAAAUAUUCUUUGAGUUGGAUGUACAAAGUAUCGUUGCUCAUUUUAUAAGUGUGAAACAUUCAUGUGAAGAUGGAGUGAUCUUUCAAGCGCUUCAGUAUUUAACGUCAUUGAUGUGUCACAAGAAAUUUGCCCUUGAGUUUGUCAGUAAUGGUGGCAUUGAAAAGCUUAUUCAAAUACCGCGACCUUCCACGUCUGCUACGGCUGUUUCAUGCUGUUUUUAUUACCUUGCGUACGUCGAAGACGCCUUGGAAAAGAUUUGUGUUUUACCACCUCCAGUGUUGUCAGACGUAGUCAAAUACAUUUUAUGGUUAAUGGAAUUCUCUCACUUCUCAGGAAGAUGUUAUGCAACGAUAUUUUUUUCACAAACUUUUCCUUUUUAUGCAAUUCUUUCUUUAUUUGACAGUAAUGAUGGAUUAAGGAAAUUAAUCAAUAUGUUGAGUACGUUGGAAAUCUUAACGGAAUCAAGCGAAGUGUUGAGCGACGAUUAUUUAUUUGACUGUCGUCAAACUGUAAAACAUACGUGUUUGGCAUUGAGAAGAUAUUUUGAUUCGCAUGUUGCUUACAAAGCAAAUGCUUUAAAAAGAUCACUUGCUAUGAACAACGGUAACACAUCACCUCCACCAACUCCUGAUUAUAAGGCCAUAACUAUCACCCAUGUGAGUAUGCUUGAGAAUAUUGAUCUGCUUUUGGAAAAUUCUCACGUCAUAAUAAAGUGGCCGUCAAUUGAUAUGAUGAUAAAUUUACAAGGAAUAUCACUGCUAAUACAAAUUGUUUGUCUUUCUUCUGAAUGGAGUAGUUACACUUCUCGAAACGAUGUUACCCGAUGCUUGGAUACUUUAACAGUACUUACGGUUUGUGUUGAGACACAAUUAGCCCUGAUUGAACCUGUUACAUUACCUACUGGAAUUACUGAAAUCGGUAUACGUGUAUUGCUACGAGCCGCUGAAGGUGAUCUUGUUGCAGACGCUGAAGUUCAAAAAGCUGCAUUACUUGUUCUAUGCAACUGUGUUUGUGCUACAUUUAAACACAAGGUUCCAACUCACAUCUCAAAUGACCUUAAAACUUCAAAAAGAAAACCAUCAAAAGACAAUAUUCAACAACAAUUAUGGAAUUGUGUUCGCGCUUAUAACGGUAUUCGGGUUUUACUUACUUUGACUUUUAUAAAAACACCGAUAUCAGAUGCAGACAACAUUCGCGCUUUGGCAUGUCGUGCUCUAUGGGGACUGGCAAGAAGUGAUGAAAUCCGACAAAUAAUGAGUAAAUUACCCAUGUUUCAUAGCGGGCAGUUGCAACUUUUAAUGCGAGAGCCCAUACUUCCUGAUAACGUUUCGGAACAUCGAGUAUUUUGUAAAUACGUUUCAAAACUAUUGGAGAAAGUUCUCGGAAAAAUCAUCAACACUGCUUCAUACUUAACUCUAGGAAAAGUUAACAAGGCUGAUGUGGUUGCUCAAACAAAAAUCACUUACUCCGACCAAGAACUAUUAGCUUUGAUAUACAGACAUUUGAAUGAGCGAGGGUUAAAACAAACAGCAGCGACUUUGUUGAAGGAAACAAAAUCAUCAAUGAAUAAAAAUUGUUCAAAGUCGACAUUCGUAUCAUCUCCAGCGCAAAGAAAGAUUCGUAUUAAUGUUGCUCGGCCGAAUGUUUAUGACUGUCAUACAGUUUGUAAUUCACCCGGAAACUCCGUCGUUCAUCGUUUUGGAUCAUUCCUUUCACCACAAAUGUCCAGAUCCCAACGUCCGAACAGCAGUACAUCCACUUCACCUACUUUGGAUAGCAUAGUAGUGCAGUAUUUAAGAAACCAACAUGAAAAAUGCUCUCAUCCUGUCUCUGUUUGUCCACCUUUUUCUCUCCUAAAGCCACAUCAAUGUCCACAACCAAAAAAACGUUGCCAUGCGUCAGUGAACAUUACUACAAGACUCGCAGCUAAAAAGGCACGAACUGAUUAUGGUGGUUAUGAAGGAAAGAAAUUGAAUUGUAGAUAUGUUUAUAGUAGAUUUCGUCCUCUUCGAGUGCUGAGAGUCUUGGAUGAAGUAUGUUACUACACUUGUGCGUCGUUUUUGCCAAACACACCAGAUAUUUUCAUUGGAACACAAGCUGGAGAGAUAAAAAUAUUUAAUAUUCGAACGGGCGAAUGUUUGCGAUCUCAUAACUGUCAUCGCUCCAUAAUUUCAUCGUGUAUUGCAUCAAUUGAUGGUAAACUAUUGCUCACAUCUUCGCCUUUUGGAAGCCCGCAGUCGUCAUUAUGGUCUGUGGGUUCAAAUAACUUGGACAUGAGGCUGUCGUUUCCUGACGCAAGGCAUGUGAGAUUUAGCAACCAAAGUCUAUCUAAAGUCAUUGGAACUCGGGGAUCUACAGCUGAAAUUUAUGAUCUUGCUGCAGGACAGAAAAUCACAACGUUAUCCGAUUCAAAAAACAGUAAUAAUUACUUGAAGAAUAUUGCCACAUUCAACAAAACAGACGAGCUUAUAUUAAAUGAUGGCUUGUUGUGGGAUAUUCGGUCCGCCAAUAUUAUUCAUAAAUUUGAUAAGUUCAAUAAUUACGUCAGUGGAGUAUUUCAUCCAUCCGAUUUGGAAAUCAUUAUAAACUCUGAAAUCUGGGAUCUUCGAUCUUUUCAUCUUCUUGAUACUUGUCCAUCAUUAGAUCAGUGUCAAGUUACAUUCAACAACCAAGGAAAUGUCAUAUUUGGAGUGAAACAUGCUGUACAAGCUGAAAUAAUGGGACAGUUUGAGUCGUCAUUCAAAACAAUCGAUUCAACCAACUUUCAGCAGAUUGCAACAUAUGAUGUAAAGAAACCUAUAAAUAACUUGGCUGUAAACUGCUCUGAUACAAUUGUGGCUAUUGUUGAGAAUCAAGGAUUCGAAGAUGCCAAUUUCGAAAGUAUUUGUCGUCUUUAUGAAAUCGGUCGCAUAAAAUGUGAAGAAGGAGAUGAUGAUGAUGAUGAUGAUGAUGAUGAUGAUGAUGAUGAUGAUGAUGAUGAUGAUGAUGAUGAUGAUGAUGAUGAUGAUGAUGAUGAUGAUGAUGAUGAUGACUAUGAUGAUGGUGUUAAUGAUGAUGACGACGAUGAUGAUGAUGAAUUGCAGAGUGAAGAUGAAGUUGAUGAUUUGGCUGACUUUAUUGUUGAUGACGACGACACUGUACUAAGAGACCUGGGUGACGUAUCAAGACAGAAUAGUAAUAGUGAGAAUGAUAACAGAUUACUUGAUUCAUAUCAUGAAAAUAAUACUAUCAAUAGUCAUAUGUAUGAUGAUUUGGGUGACAUCAUUAAUGGUGACAUAAGCAGCAGUGAGGACAAUGACGUGAUGUUCAACAACAGUGACAGUGAACUUGAUGCCAGUAUGAGAUUUUUUCUUGCUCAUUCCAGUGAUUCUACUGAUUUGUCGUCCUCUGAAAUGUCUGAUUAAAUGAUGUUUUUGAAGUACAUUUUCACUCACACUGUAUUUAUACACUAAUUUCAAGAUUCUUGGAUAUUGUUUAAUUUCAUGUUCACUUUAAGAAGUGUUACUUAGUAUGCUAACAUAAAGUGGAUCAAGAUAUGUUUGUCCACCAUCUUAUUUUACUGAAAAAUGUACAGCAAUCAAAACUAAUUUCAACAUGA